GCUAAUUCAAUAAGAAUCUGUUGUCUGUCAUUUUUACAAUCACUCACAAAUCCCGAGUUUGAUCUGUAACUGUAGAUAUUUAAGAAAUGGGCUGUACUGUUAGAGAAAAACACAUCCGUACAAAUCGGAGACCAAGGCCAUUGAAAACAGAUCAUCCUGCUGCUGCUGAUGGAAAUGUUAGUAAUAAUUCUGGCUUAAAUUUCCAACUGGGUUUUAAUAAAGAUGGAAACCCUAAUCUUGAUUAUGAUGAUGGUAAUUGGGGUUAUUGUACAGAAGAACAGUUAGAAGAAAUCUUGUUAAAAAAUUUGGAAGUUUUAUAUAAUGAAGCUAUUGUAAAGCUUGUUGCUUUAGGUUAUGAUGAGGAUGUUGCUUUAAAAGCUAUUUUGAGAAAUGGGCAUUGUUAUGGUGGGAUGGAUGUGUUGACUAAUAUAUUGCAUAACUCGUUGGCGUUUUUAAACGGCGGGGGGAACGGUGAUGAGAAUGAGCAUGUUUUUGGAGAUUUAAGGGAGUUGGAAGAGUAUUCGUUGGCGGGUAUGGUUUGUUUGUUGCAACAAAUUAAGCCAAAUAUGAGUAAAGGUGAUGCUAUGUGGUGUUUGCUUAUGAGUGAGUUGCACGUGGGUCGAGCAAGUGUUAUGGAAAUGCCGAAUGUGGGUAAUGGGGAUGGUGUUGGGAGUAGUGAGGGUAGUGUUGUUGUGGGUGGUGGUGGGGUUGUGAAUGGGUUGGAGAAGGUGGGUAAUGAUUCGGUUGGGGUGACCCCGGCUUUGUGUAGGUUUCAUGGUGGAUGGGGGUUUGGAAAUAGUGGGAUGUCGAAUUUUCCAGUGAAUCGGUUUUUAUCGUGUACGACUUCAGAAACUAGUUUGAGGAGGGAGAUUGAGUGUCCUAAAAGGUUUAAUCUUAGUCCUUCAAUGGAAAUGCUUUUGAAACAAAAUGUAGCUAUGUUUGCGGCUGGAUAUAGGGCGAACCCAAAACAUCAAUCUCAGGUUGGGUCAAGUUCUUUGUUGAAUGGGUAUUCGUCGAAUGCAGUUGAGACUAGUGCUGAAAAGGUUGAAGAGGGGCAGAGUGCAAAGAAUCGGGAAGUGGUUAAUAUGAUGUUGAGUAAGUUUCGUGACAUGAAUCUUGAGGGAGAUACAGAAUAUGUACCUGAGGAUCAGAAGGAUGAGAUGAUUUUGAGUUUGGUGCAUCAAAUUAAAGAUCUUGAAAAACAAGUGAAGGAAAGGAAGGAAUGGGCGCAUCAGAAAGCAAUGCAAGCAGCAAGAAAACUCAGUAGCGAUCUCACCGAAUUAAAAAUGUUGAGGAUGGAAAGGGAGGAGAUUCAAAGGCAGAAACAGGUAAAAUCAACCGUUGAAGAUCCGACAAUGAAGAGGCUUUCAGAUAUGGAGACUGCUUUGAGGAAAGCAAGUGGUCAAGUUGAUCGUACAAAUGCAGCAGUUCGACGUCUUGAAACUGAGAAUGCUGAAAUGAGAGCAGAAAUGGAGGCUUCAAAGUUAAGUGCCUCUGAAUCUGUUAAUACUUGUUUGGAAGUUGCAAGGAGGGAAAAGAAGUACCUCAAGAGGCUAUUGGCUUGGGAAAAGCAGAGAGCUAAGUUGCAGGAUGAUAUCGCAGCCGAGAAGCGGAGGAUCCUGGAGUUGCAAGAAGAGAUGAUUCAGGUGGAAGCAGCAAAAAGUGCGGCUGAGGCAAAAUGGAGGCAAGAGCAGAAGGCUAGAGAGAGUGCACUUGCACAAGUUGAUGAAGAAAGACGACUCAAAGAAGCAGCAGAAGCUACUAAUAAAAGAAAGCAUGAAGCUUUGUGGUCCAAAAUAGAAUUAGACUUCCAACGCCACAAAGAUGAUCUUCAAAGACUCGAACAAGAACUUUCACGCCUCAAAAUGUCUACCAAUUUAGAUAACCCGUCAACCAAUCAGUCAAGAGCUGGGCUUCCCAAUGGGUCACACCCAACCAUUGUGAGGCUCCUUAAUGAACUGGAUGAUUUUGAUGAAACAGAAGGUGGAAUUGAUCGUGAAUGUAUCAUUUGUUUGAAAGAUGAAGUUUCUGUUGUCUUUUUGCCUUGUGCACAUCAAGUUCUUUGUGCUAAUUGCAAUGAUGAGUAUGGAAAUGGGACCAAGGGGAAGGCAACAUGUCCGAUUUGCCGUGUGGCCAUUGAACAGAGGAUUCGUGUCUUUGGUGCAAACUCAUAACUUGGAAAACAGGUCAAAAGACCGAGCAAAAUAUUCAGAUUGCUCAUACUCUUCAAGGAAGAAGGAUCGCCAGAGACAUCAUUUGUAUGACUAAUAUCUACAUCAAAAGAGGCUCAGAUAGAAUUGUAUUUGUAAAAAAAAUAAAUAAAAAGUUCAUAUCACUAUCAUUUUACAUUCCAAAGAUUGCGAUUCACCCGCUUGAUGCCUUGUUAAUGUGAAACUUUUGGAUGUUAUCACACAUUCACACUUAAUGACCUAGUUUGUGUUGGAUCUUCCUUAGAAAAA
Messenger RNA from Erigeron canadensis, 2459 nucleotides. RefSeq names its product MND1-interacting protein 1-like. The transcript has 4 exons. NCBI's taxonomy places the organism in Eukaryota, Viridiplantae, Streptophyta, Magnoliopsida, Asterales, Asteraceae. The record is from RefSeq and is a predicted model, not a curated record. Bases 87 to 2174 code for a protein of 695 amino acids.